Messenger RNA from Ceratina calcarata, 1271 nucleotides. RefSeq names its product UBX domain-containing protein 1. The record is from RefSeq and is a predicted model, not a curated record. Gene Ontology annotation, cellular component: nucleus; cytoplasm. The coding region runs from base 153 to 1115 and encodes 320 amino acids. NCBI's taxonomy places the organism in Eukaryota, Metazoa, Arthropoda, Insecta, Hymenoptera, Apidae. Gene Ontology annotation, molecular function: K48-linked polyubiquitin modification-dependent protein binding. Gene Ontology annotation, biological process: negative regulation of protein K48-linked deubiquitination; negative regulation of proteasomal ubiquitin-dependent protein catabolic process; negative regulation of protein ubiquitination. The transcript has 7 exons.
AGGCAAGUGUGUGAAUGUAUUGCAGAAAUUUGUAUAGGUAGCGCGUCGGUGUUGAACGUGACGUUAAGUUUUUCAUCAGUGUUUGACUGGCCGAACCGCUGGACCGGUGUGAAAUAAAGUUCGUUCGAGCGUAUUAGAAGCGUGAGAAUAAAAUGUCGUCCAGCGAUAUUAGCAUGCUGGUCGAUAUGGGUUUCAGCGAGUCUAAAGCAGAAACAGCUUUGGAGAUCACUGGGAAUAAAGGAGUCGUCCCGGCAAUGGAAUGGCUCUUGGCUCAUUCAGACGAUGCGGAGCCGUCGCCUGAACCGAUUAUCGCCGAAACUGCACCAGAAUCUGUUCAAACACCGGCUCAAGAAGAUAAUGCUGAUGCCGGUGGUCAAGUGUCCACUACAGAAGUCGCUAAAUCUAUGAAAUGCGAUGUCUGUGGGAAACUAUUCAAAUCUAAUUUGGAAGUCGAGUUUCAUGCCACGAAAUCUGGGCACGACAAAUUCUCUGAGAGUACAGAGGAGAAGAAACCUCUUUCGGAAGAUGAGAAGAGAGAGCAACUGCGAAUAUUGACAGAAAAGUUGAGACAAAAGAAGAUGCAGAGGGAAGAAGAGGAAAAGAAAGAUGCCCAGGAAAGGGAAAAGAAUAGAAUAAAAUCAGGGAAAGAAAUGGCUCAAGCUAAAAGGAAAUUGGAGGAGUUAGAAAUGAAAAAAGUCCUGGAGGAAAGGAAACGCGAGAAAGAGGAGGAGAGAUUAGCGCGGCAGAGGGUUAAAGAACAAAUUGAAGCUGAUAGGGCUGCCAGACGUGCUAAGGCUAAUGCCGACAAACCAAUUGAACCUACUCCGCUGCCUCCUACACCUUCGUCUUCUACUCCUUCCCAGAGAAAGGAAUAUAACGAUACAAAGUUACAAAUUAGGCUUACCAAUGGACAAGCGUUAACACAAAACUUUGGUAGUAAAGAACGAUUGUCUGCCGUGCGGGUGUUUGUAGAAGUUAACAGGACAGACGAGCCAGGACCAUUUAAUCUAAUGACAACCUUUCCGAAGAGAAUCUUCACGGACGAAGAUUACGAGGCUCCGUUAAAUGCUCUAGGCCUAGUACCGUCUGCGGUUCUGAUUGUUCAGAAGAAAUAAUACUCGCAGCACAAUCAGUGAUACAUCUAUAAUAUGCCAUUGUACAAUAUUUUAUAAGUUGUUUACGAAAAAAAACAUUUCUUUAUAAUUAAACAUUCUCCAACUGUAAUUAACACGGAUAAAAGGACGAAAUACAUGUUUCAAAGUACUGGAAAA